CCUCUGCUCUUACACUCCCUUCUCAAAGCUUGCUCUUUAGUUGGGGGGUGGUGAGUGGUUCUCUGUUUCGCAGAAAGCUUCUGAAGCGAAGGAGAGACGUCCAGUCGUCGCCGGAGAUGGCCACUGCCGUACCCACCGUCGGAACUGUUAACAGAGCUCCGCUCAACCUAAAUGGCUCGAACACCGGAGCAUCGGCUCCAAGCUCAGCCUUCUUUGGAAGCAGCUUGAAGAAGAUGACUCCGAAGCUCCCCAAGGUUGCCUCGCCCUCCGGUGGCUUGCGAGUGUGCGCGAUGGCAGACGACGAGGAGAAGCAGACCGAAAAGGACAAGUGGAGAGGGCUCGCAUACGACACCUCGGAUGACCAGCAGGACAUCACCCGCGGGAAGGGAAUGGUCGACUCCCUCUUCCAAGCUCCCAUGGACACCGGCACCCACUAUGCCGUCAUGAGCUCUUACGACUACAUCAGCACCGGGCUCCGCCAGUACGACUUUGAUAACACCAUGGGUGGAUACUACAUUGCACCAGCCUUCAUGGACAAGCUUGUUGUUCAUGUCACCAAGAACUUCAUGACCCUCCCUAACAUCAAGAUUCCACUAAUCCUUGGUAUCUGGGGAGGCAAAGGUCAGGGAAAAUCUUUCCAAUGUGAGCUUGUCUUUGCCAAGAUGGGAAUCAACCCCAUUAUGAUGAGUGCCGGAGAAUUGGAAAGUGGCAAUGCCGGAGAGCCUGCGAAACUGAUCCGACAGAGGUACCGUGAAGCCGCCGACAUCAUCAAGAAAGGCAAGAUGUGCUGCCUCUUCAUCAAUGAUCUCGAUGCCGGUGCCGGGCGUAUGGGCGGGACCACCCAGUACACGGUCAACAAUCAGAUGGUCAAUGCCACCCUCAUGAACAUCGCCGACAACCCCACCAAUGUCCAGCUCCCCGGGAUGUACAACAAGGAGGAGAACCCGCGCGUCCCGGUCAUCGUCACAGGGAACGACUUCUCCACGCUGUAUGCACCGCUCAUCCGUGACGGGCGUAUGGAGAAGUUCUACUGGGCCCCAACCCGUGAUGACCGCAUCGGGGUCUGCAAGGGGAUCUUCAGGACUGACAAUGUGGCUGGUGAGGAUGUUGUGAAGCUAGUUGAUGCUUUCCCUGGACAAUCCAUUGAUUUCUUUGGAGCCCUGAGGGCAAGAGUGUACGACGACGAGGUGAGGAAGUGGAUUUCGGGCGUCGGGGUGGACACCAUCGGGAAGAAGCUGGUGAACUCAAAGGAAGGGCCUCCGACGUUCGACCAGCCGAAGAUGACCCUCGAGAAGCUGUUGGAGUACGGCAACAUGCUUGUCCAGGAGCAAGAGAACGUCAAGAGAGUCCAGUUGGCGGACAAGUACUUGAGCGAGGCCGCUCUUGGUGAUGCCAACCAAGACGCCAUGAACCGUGGCACUUUCUACGGCAAAGCAGCUCAGCAAGUAAAUGUCCCCGUGCCUGAAGGAUGCACCGACCCGAACGCGGCCAACUUUGACCCGACAGCAAGGAGUGAUGAUGGGAGCUGCCAAUACACGUUUUAGAGGGAGGGAGAGAUUUGAGUUAAUCAUGAUUAAGAUUGUGAGAUCAGUGAUCGAAUCAUCUGAUACUUUACGCAUUUCCUGCGUAUUAAGAACGGGUUAAUGUGUCCUAUGAUUUUGUGUCAUGUAAUUUCAAUGUGUACAAAAUCUGAAUCACGGUGUGCUGUUUUCUCA
This is a messenger RNA of Syzygium oleosum, 1715 nucleotides long. RefSeq names its product ribulose bisphosphate carboxylase/oxygenase activase, chloroplastic-like. The record is from RefSeq and is a predicted model, not a curated record. The transcript is spliced from 7 exons. The coding region runs from base 117 to 1544 and encodes 475 amino acids. Lineage: Eukaryota; Viridiplantae; Streptophyta; Magnoliopsida; Myrtales; Myrtaceae. Gene Ontology annotation, molecular function: ribulose-1,5-bisphosphate carboxylase/oxygenase activator activity; ATP binding; ATP hydrolysis activity. Gene Ontology annotation, cellular component: thylakoid; chloroplast stroma.